Closterium sp. Yama58-4 is the source of this 2706-nucleotide messenger RNA. The record is from the annotation of a GenBank genome assembly. Lineage: Eukaryota; Viridiplantae; Streptophyta; Zygnematophyceae; Desmidiales; Closteriaceae.
AUGACGCGGGUCGGGAAGUCUCUCCGUGGCACGGUGUGCCUUUCCGAGCCGCCUCAGGCGCUUUCCACGUCGUCUGCGCUACGCCGAAGGGCGCCUGGGCUGAUUGCCACUAACGGUAGUAGCGCCGACACGACACAGGUUAUCGAGCUCCCGCGUCCUUCUCCCUGGAACUGUGGAAUCGUUCCGCAAACAUCCGCGGCGCGGCGCGCGUCCGCGGCGGAAGCGGGGCUUCCCUCCCCCUCUGCGCAAAACUACUUUCUCUCGCCAGAAACAAAUUCCUCGAAAGAAAACGGAACCAGUAGCGCGUGCAGCAGGGGGGCAAUCACGCGCCGCGCUUCGCUGCCCGCAACUCCCGCGGCCCACGCCGCUCCCUCCGCAGCCGCGUCUGACGGGCCGGUGGAAGUGGUGGAAAUCGGGGGGCGAGCGCGCGCUAUCGGGGAGGUGUAUGCGGUGGAGGCGGUAGCUGCGAUGGGCGUGCAGGAUAGGCAGAGCGGCCGCCUUCUGUGGACCGUCGUGGCCGUGGCGCGCGACGACGCCGCGCCGCCGCUCGAGCGCCGCGCCGGGGAAUGCUAUCUGGCGGGGGGGAUGGAUGGCGGGGAGGACGGGGGGAAAGGGGAGGGGGGAGUGGAAGAGGAGGCGGGAGAGGGGAGGACGGGUGGGAUGGAGAUGGGGUUGAGGAGGGGGGGCGUAGCGGGGAGCGGUGGGGAAGGCGGGGCGCGCCGCUGCGCGUGGUGUUGCGAGAGAUACGGGAGUGGCUCAAGUUCCAGCAGUCGAAUCAAGUCUCCGUGUUCGUCGCGUGCGACGCCACGCCGCUUGCAUCAUAUCGCACCUGAUGCUUCCGCCACUCCUCUUCUCUCCCUUCCCUGCUUCUUUCACCACUUCUCGUUGUUUCCGCCUUCCUUGGACUUCUUCCGUCAAUCCCUUCUUCUUCCCCUUUCCGUUUCCCGUUCCGUUGCCGCCUUCCAACCCCCCUUUUCGCUUCCCGCUUCCGCGUCCUCCUUUCGCUUCCCUAUUCCGGUUCCCGCUUCCGCCAGAGCCGCUAUUCGCGCAGCAUCUGUCGCCACGCGAGGUCUUCUGCGAAACCGACCCCCUGCGCGUGUCCGCCGUGCUGCUGGACGCGCACGCCGCCUGGCGGAGCCUCUGGGGGGAAGCGCGCGCGGGGAGACCGCGGAGCGCCUCUGGCGACGCGGACGCGGGGGGAUGGGGAGGCGCGCGGAAAGGGAGUCCCGCGCAACGGGCGGCGCGGGGGGGAACGCCGUUGAGGGGGCGGUCAGCGGUGGUGGUGGUGGUGGCAGCGGUAGCUCUAGUGGCGUUUCCAUGCACGCAAGCUCGGUUGACUGCACCGAUCGUUACUCCCCCAUUCCUUACUCCGCCCCGCUGCCCGAUUCCCUUCUUCCCCACUCGUGCCCCUUCCCCAACCCCCCCUCGCUCCCCUCCUCCUCCUCUCUCCCCCUGUCCUCCUUCCCCACCUCCUCCUCUCUCCCCCCCUCCUCCUCCCUCCCCCCGUCCUCCUCUCUCCCCCUCUCCUCCUCGCUCUCCUCCGCCUCCUCUCUCCCUGCCGCGUCGUCGUGCAUCAAGAAGGCUGUGUUUGGAAGCUCGCUGCUGGCGGCGUGGGAUAGCGACGAGGGAGAGGAGGGGGAGAAGGAUGAGGAUAUUUAUAAUCAUGAUCACUAUGCUUACGGCCGUAACUAUUCUGCUCAACACGCACCCCAUGCUGCUGCUGCUGCAACUCGUGGCACAUAUGGUGAAUCAGAAUCUUCUGCUGCUGCCGCCGCCAGCGCACGAGCAGACAACAGCAGCGCGCACAACCAGACUGCGCAGGUCAGGCCUGGGAGCAAGGCAGGGCGGAGGCGGGAGGCUGCGGAAGGGCCUGGAGGCGCGGCAGGGUCGGCUGGGGCAGCAGGGGCAGCAGGUGCAGCAGGGGCAGCAGCGCCGGAACGGGAGGCGGAAGGGCGGCGUAACCUGCGGCGAGCGAUCAUGGGACGGCUGAAGCGCACAGCCCACAGCUGGAAAGAGGGGUUCAGUGGGGGGAGAGCAGGUGCGGAAGAGAGGGAGAGGGAGAGGGAGAGAGUAAGGAGUGGGAGGAGUGGGAAGAAGCGAGCUGGGUCGGACGACUUGAGCUGUGUGCGGGAGGGGAGUGCGGUGGAGUGGAGUCAUGCGGAGUCCAGUGCGGUGGGAGGCUCGCUGCUGCGGCUGAGGAGUCACGAAAUCCGAUCCCUGGAUUGGGGAGGGGAGAGUGGGGAGGAAGCUGGGCCAAAGGGGCAGCAGCAUCUGAGGGAUAUGGAAGAUGGAGAAGAGGAAAAAUUGGAGGGGAGGGAGGGGGUGCAUGAUCGGAAGAGAUCCGAGGAUGUAGGGUUUGGGAGUGUGGAGAGUGCACGGAGUGUGGAGAGUGACGAAGAAGGGGAGGAGGAUGAGGAGGAGGAGGGGGGGCUGGAUGAGGCUAGGAGAGUGAGGAUGGAGCAGCAGAUGAGGGCUAUGCUGCAGGAAGAGGAGAGCGGCGAGCAAGGGGACGGAACGGGAAGAGGCGCAGUGGGUGCAGCCGGAUGGGAUGCAGGAGCAGGGAGAGAAGGUGUCGCCGCGCUCCGCGCGUGCUGCUGCUGCGCGCUUCUUCCCCAGAGGCGCCUCUGUGGGCUCCGCUGCUCCCUCGGCGCUGGGAACAGGGUCACAGCACGCCAGGGAAUCCCCCACUGCCUCUCCCACGUCUGA